CAGAGGAGGAAGUUGUUUGCUGCGGGAGCUGUUGUCUGUUUUGACACAGCCGGGAUCAGACCCCGGGGUUUCUUCCCGCAGCAUUGGUGGCAGCGCAGCCAGAUGACAGGACCCAGAGCGCCCCCUCCUGUCUAGCAGCCUGCCCUCUCUGCCACAUACACGUCCAGCCGGGCUCUAUGGAAGUGAUGGAAAGUCCACUGAACCUGGCACAUCAACAAAGCAGAAAAGCAGACAGGUUUCUGGCUACAGGAAAAUAUGAAGAGGCUAUUGCAUGUCACAGGAAAGCUGCUGCCUACCUCCUGGAAGCCAAAAGGUUGACACAGUCUGAGCAGGCUCAGCUGUCAUUGGAGCUGCAGCGGGAGAGUCAUAUAAAGCAGCAGCUCUUAAUUCAGGAAAGACUGAAAAGAGCCAAACGAGAAGACAAACUCCGAGUUCAACAAAAAGCAAUAGCUGCAGAGAAGGAUUUGACCACAAAUCUCCAGACAUCUUACAGGUCAUCUGCAGAUGACAACAGCCAAAAUGCACUUGUUUCUGCAGGCCAGAAAUCCAGUUCUAACCCAGGGAAGUCUUUGCAGGAAAUUCACAGUGUCUUUGAGAGAGAACCAGACUCUCUACUAUAUCUGCUGCAGAAGAGAAAGGAGCCACUGGAACCAUACAAGGCAAAUCGAGUUCCUAAAGAUGACAAAACUAAACUGGAGGAGCAGGCAACUAAGAUAAAGGACCUGAACCUGCUGGUGGACACACUAUUGACCGAAAAUGAAAAACUGAGAAAAGAGAACAGAAAACUUCGGGCAGAGGUGGCGAGACUGCAGCAGAAUCCCGAGAAAGAGUUGGACAUGGACACCGAUUUUGUGGAGAAGUCUGAGCUUUGGAGUUCUCCAAACCCGACGUCUACUUGGCAGAAUUUUGUAGCAAAUACCGGGAAGGUGAAGGACAUUCCUAUACCUAAUCUUCCACCUCUAGACAUUCCUUUACCAGAUCUUCCUCCCCUUGAGCUCCCAGAAGAUAUACAGUCGCAAAUCACAGAAUUUAAAGGACUUAUGGACAGCUAGGGAAACAACAAAUUCAGAGGACAAUCACAAGGGAAAAACAUCUUGGCAGCAAUAUUGGAAGGGCCACUGUGUCUUUGCCAGAGUCUACCAUAGAAGGUGGAACAGUCCAGUAAACCGGUAGACACGUCACUGUGAAAUAUUCAAUCUGAGGUCGAGUAGAUCGAAAAGAAAUUCUAAAAGAGAAAUAAGCGAGCUCUGGAAACAAUCCGACUUUUUUCUUUUAAACCAAAAGACUGAAGUAACUUUUAAAGAACCUUUGCCGAAAUUUUAUAUAUAGGUUAUAUAUGUGUCAGGUUAUAUAUAUAAUUCCAUAAGAACAAUCCAGAGCGUCUAUCAUACAUGAUAGCUCUGCAUUCUCAGCAUACACUUUCUGUCUUGCAUUCAGAAUGUACGCAUUUUGUUAUGCACAGAAAUCACGUGUGUACAGCAGACACACAGCUCGACUUGUGCCACAUUGCACUCCUAGAUCUAACCUCCAACCAACAAGGAAAUGUAUUUUAUUUUAUUUUUUUCUGGAACCAAAUUACAUGUUAUUUUUAAAUAAUCAGUUUACAAAAUAAAAUAAAAAUCAGGGUG
Messenger RNA from Bufo gargarizans (Asiatic toad), 1628 nucleotides. RefSeq names its product nuclear receptor binding factor 2 (gene NRBF2). Bases 177 to 1052 code for a protein of 291 amino acids. The record is from RefSeq and is a predicted model, not a curated record. The transcript has 4 exons. Gene Ontology annotation, biological process: autophagy. Lineage: Eukaryota; Metazoa; Chordata; Amphibia; Anura; Bufonidae.